This is a messenger RNA of Anneissia japonica, 1362 nucleotides long. RefSeq lists its product as uncharacterized. The coding region runs from base 132 to 677 and encodes 181 amino acids. NCBI's taxonomy places the organism in Eukaryota, Metazoa, Echinodermata, Crinoidea, Comatulida, Comatulidae. The record is from RefSeq and is a predicted model, not a curated record. The transcript is spliced from 8 exons.
ACAAAUAAUUGCAAUUCCACCAGACAAGUAGGAUUUUUUGCUUCUCUCUGCCUGUAUUAAUAUUUAAUAUAGACAUCUUGUAUAUAUGUUGUAUCUCAGUACAGAAAGCCUAAUGAACGGUUGGAUCUAGGAUGACCCAGGAGGAGCAGCAGGCCUCAUCGUCAUCCGCACCAUCUCCCAGCAUCGCUCCAAGACGUAAACAGCAAAAAGACAUCUUUGGUGUGCAACUUGAUGUAACAAGUCGUCUUCUGGAUGCAGAGAAGCUAAAAUUGACAAUUCUUCAACGAGAAAUUAAACAAAAAAGACAUCUUGAAGGAACAAAAAAGUCUGGAGAAAGCAGAUAUAACGAAGAAAAGGAACUUGAAAGACAAAGGAAUAAUCUAGAACGAUUUCAAAUCCAGCAUGACAGGCUUGAAUGGGAGUACGAACAGGCAGCCUUUGAUAUGUUUAAAGGCUAUUACACAUUAAAGCCACACAGAAGCUUGCCGCAUUUGGGUCUCAAACAAACACCAAAAACAAGAGAAAACUUUUGCGAAGGCCAGCCGAGUCUGUCAUGCAGACAUUUGUAUAUUAGACCGACCCGACACUAUAAUUGUAAAGUUGUAAAUAUGAAACAUGGAAACAUGGAAACAUGGAGAUCGAUAUUACAGUAUAGUCACAUCAUCAUUUUACUUUAAUAAACAGCUUUAAUAUACGAAUAUUACCACAAAAGUUGAAUAAUACUUAUUAUUAAUAACUAUCAAUAAUGAUGAUUAAUAAAUAUCAUUUAGCCUAUUAAUUAUGCCUAUUAUUGACAAGGUAUUGGUAUUAAUUACAGCUAAUUUAACACAAACAUUAAGUACUAUUUUAAUAAGACAAAUAGGCAUAUAACUAUGCCUAUUCCCAUGACAGUAUCAACUUUAAUUUAGUACAUUAAGUACACUUACUUUAAUUUAGUACACUUUUUAGUUCCUAUGCUUGCAAGAACUUUUAAAAUCCUGCUCGUGUGUAUGUAGUAUGUACGUUGCUAGUAUGUUACGCAGUUUUUUGUAAACAGGCAAACGUGACUUUCCAGACAUCUGUUUGUUUUGUGCGUCCGUACCCAAGCUAAUCUGGAUCUUUUGUUGUGCCCUAUUUCAUAGUUUUCUAUUUUGACAAAUAUUAAAGCCAUACUAAUGAGAGACAAUACCCCCUACUCUUGAAAAGACUAGUAAACUGUAUGAUAAGAGGAAAACAUUUAUGGAAUGUUGUGUACUCUCCUUGUCCAAACUGUCUUAAAUGUGAUGGAUUGGACUCCAGGGACUUUCCUGGCUGGUAUGGAUAUAAAACUUUAUCUGCACUCCAAAAACCUCAAUUUUAUACUAUUGCAGUGUGGAAAAGGUU